UACACGAAGCUGUUCCCCGAGGAGGAGGGCAGCUACUACACCCUGGGCAGCAUCAGCACCUCGCCCGCGGCGGUGCUGCAGAAGGAGACAUGCAUCUGCUCGUGGCGUGUCUGCUGGCGUGCCGCGUGGCCUGGUCGAGGGGUGCGCUGGAGGGGGGGCCCUGGCACCCGGGGGAGCACGUGACCUCCGCCGUCUGGCGCGAGCACGCGGGCCCGCAAGACGCCGGCCUCCAGGACCUGGCGGGCCUCGACUCCCUGGACCUGCUGGACGGCGCGGCCUCGCUGCCCGCGCGCUACUCGGCGCCCCUGGCGGCAGUCCUGGGCGAGGUGCUGCGGGCGCUGUGGGGCGUCGCGCGCGCCCUGGAGGCCGACCCCGAGGACCCCGAGGACCUCCGAGUCCCCGGCCCGCUGGGCGAGCCCGCGCUCCACACCGGCCAUGACGUCGCGCAGCUGAUACGCGCCAUCAAGAACGCGAUCGAACACAUAAAGUCCACCAUCGCCCACAAGAUCAAGGUCAAGAAAUGGCAGAAAAUCCACUUCGUCAAGGCUUUCGGCGUUUCGACGCUGAACAAAGUGUCCAGCCUUUUGAAAAAGAUAAAAAUUGCGCUGAAGAAGAUCCCUGUAUUCCUGCUGAAGCUCUUGGUGGCGAAAAAGCUGUUCGUUGUGAAGUCGAAGUUGGCACCCCUGAAAUAUUUCAGUAGCAAGAAGAAAGCGCUGUUGGGACUUGUUUUCCCGAAGUUCGUGGCGCGGGCUGCGCCGCACCCGGGGCUGCUCGCGGGCAGCUACGUGCGCAUGGUGCCAGUCCAGACCGCGCUCAGGGAGACGUGGCCUGGUCCACACGCGUGGCCGCCUGGUCCACACGCGCCGCCGCCUGGUCCACACGCGCCGCCGCCUGGUCCACACGCGCCGCCGCUGUGGCGGCCGUCUGCGCCGUACCCGCCGGCCGUCGACUCGUACGGCCGCCCCACUGCGCCCUACGCCGGCCGCUGGCUGUCCAGCAGCCUCCAGCAGCCCCCAGCCGCCGCCUCCAGUCUCCAGCCGCACGCAGAGGGCGCUGCCUCCGUCUGGACCAGCAGUCUCCAGCUUCCAGACAGUCUGACCUCGCCAGGAGCCCGGCCAGCAGAGGGCGUCUUCCACGGCCAGCACAGCUCAGGGCUGCCGAGCUAGCGCUGCGGUGUUUUCCCCGGCGACUGCACUGCAUGGGACGAGAGAGACAUCAGCACCAGCUUUUCCCUUUCUACGUACAUUUCGUAUAUGUGUGAACGCUGAACGGUAUACGACUCCAUAAAUUCGAUGAAGCUUAUUCUAUGCAUCACCGCUUAUAAAAUUUUAUGUUUUGUGUACUGUACAAUAAAAAUAUCUCUACAGAAA
Messenger RNA from Bacillus rossius redtenbacheri, 1370 nucleotides. RefSeq lists its product as uncharacterized. The transcript is spliced from 3 exons. The coding region runs from base 90 to 1166 and encodes 358 amino acids. Lineage: Eukaryota; Metazoa; Arthropoda; Insecta; Phasmatodea; Bacillidae. The record is from RefSeq and is a predicted model, not a curated record.